Molecule: messenger RNA, 10144 nt
Organism: Calliphora vicina (urban bluebottle blowfly)
Lineage: Eukaryota; Metazoa; Arthropoda; Insecta; Diptera; Calliphoridae
Gene: Mnt
Product: Mnt
Exons: 11
Coding region: 760-4692 (1310 amino acids)
Biological process (GO): regulation of transcription by RNA polymerase II
Molecular function (GO): RNA polymerase II cis-regulatory region sequence-specific DNA binding; protein dimerization activity; DNA-binding transcription factor activity, RNA polymerase II-specific
Source: RefSeq, a predicted model, not a curated record
CGUGAGAAUAGCAAAAAACAAAAAUUCAUAAAAUAAUUAAAUACAUAAGCAAAAAAAAAAUAGACCUUUGGAUAUAAAUAUAAAAAUACAUAUAAAUUACUGAAGAAAAAUAAAAAUAAUUUCUGUGUUAUAAUCAAAGAAAAUCUUUUGUGGAAAAACGUAACAACGUCUAAUGAAAAAAAGUUUUAGUGCAUUUUAAAGCAGUGUCUCUCUAUCUUCGUGUGUAACUACGUGCUUGUGUUUAACAAUAAAUAAUAAAUUGUGUGAUUAAUUUUGCUUUUUUUUAAUACAAAUACUUACAACAAUUUUCCAAUGUAUUAGCAAAUUUUAUAGGCUUCAUGAAAAAUUAACAAUUUUGUGUUGCUCUUCUAAGAAAAAAAUAAAUUACAACCAACCAACCAACCAGAUCCACCAAAAAAAAAUAUUUAACAAACAAAAAAAAGUAAAUUUCUAACAAUAAUAAAUUCUCCAACACCAAAACAUAGAAAACUACCCCACAAGAAAAUAAAAAAAAAAUAUUUUUUUAGCAAUAAAACCUUAAAAUUGAUUUAUAAAAAAUACCACAAAAUAUUUUUAUAAAUCAUAACCAAAAGCAAAAUUGAGCAAGAAACAAACAAAACAAAAAAAAAAUCCCCCACAAAAUUUCCAAAAACAGUGAUAUUUACGACGAAAAGAAGAAAUCAAAUCGUACAAAAUCACGAUCACCAUCAUUAACGGCGAUAGUAGAACAAAGUUCUUAACACCUUUUGUCAACCUGAUAUGUCGGAGGGUGUAAAAGCGCUCCUAGAAGCUGCUCAAUAUAUUGAGCAGCAGGAGAAAUUGAAAUUAUCACCACAGGCCACAGCGUUACCGGCAAUACUCAAUGAGCAGCAGCGUUUCAUAGUACAUGCGUAUGAUGCAACAAUUGCGGCAGCUGCGGCCGCCAACAAUAAUAAUAUUAGCAACACAACAACGACAACAACUAAUGGCCAUCAUAGUGUCAAUGGCGGCGGCGUUGUUGGUGGUGGUGGCGGCGGCAGCAUAAAUAUACGCAAUUCAAAUAUAAGACAUGGCAAUAAUGCCGGUUCCCUGCAAGUGUCAUCAUCAGCACCAGCUGCUGCAGCCACAUUUCAGCAUGUUAAUGGUCAUCAUCAACAGCAACAGCAUCAUAACAAUGCCAGCAGCAAUACCACCGCCUCCUCCCUGCUCCAUCAACAUCAACAACAAACUCUUGCUACGACAACGGUAUUAACAACUAACGGUACAAAUAGUUUAACCGCAUCUUUAACAAAUGGCCACCAUCAGCAACACCACCACCACCAGAACAAUAAUCAACAGCAUCAUCCUCUACAUCAACAGCAACAACAUCUGAAUCUUAAUCAUCAUCAUCAAAGUAGUCAAUUAUUAAAUGCAAAUCAUCAUGAUUAUGAAUUUAAUGGAAAUAGCAAUGGUGGUGGUGGUGGUGCCAGUGUAACCGUUAUGGCAUCUUCACCCUCAUCUUCAUCGGGUACAACAACAAGUGGCAAUUUACUGCAACAAUUAUCAUUAAAUGGCAAGUCCAGUGAUGGUCGCCUAUCGGAAGAUGCAAACAAAAACAGCAACAACCACAGCAAUAAUGAUACUAAAAACAACAACUCAUUCAUGUUACUGACCAAUUCAACAGCUACAAAAUUAUUGAAAACAUCAUCUCUGUCGCCACCCAUUAAAAUGGCCACAGAUGAAGAGGAACCAGAUGAUGAUGAGGAUGAUCACAUGAUGAAAUAUAAAAGUGCGGCUGAGACAACGGCGGAUGGCAGCAAUACGACAACAUUUACUUUGAUAGGUAAAAAUGGUGAAGUUAUAGGUAAUGCUGCGGCCAGCAAACAAAUAUUGCUGGCUAAUGGCAUACGCAUACCGGCUACAUCAGCCACUAUUGCUCAAGUAGUGCAGCCGACACAGACACCACAAGUGUCGCUGUCCAAGGCCAUUAAUAUACCAUUCAAUAGUAAAAAUAUCCCUCUAAUAACAGGGUUUCCCUAUCAAUUGACCUCGCCAUCGACGUCGUCGUCGUCGUCUCAGCUGCAACCACAUCAACAACCUCCCGGUAGUUGUGUAGUCUUCACAAAUCGUCCCAAAACUUUUAGCCCCUUGACACCGCCACCCAUGUCGAGUAGAAAAUUUGUUGAACCCACCCAGUCACGUAUACGAAGUUACUCACUAUCCUCCCAUAAAUUUUCAGCCAACAAUCAGUUGCAUGUACAAAAUCACAACAGCAACAGUAUGAUGGUCGAUGAAAUACCGCCAACGCAACAACAGCAUCAUCCUAGUUUCGGUACAAACUCAUCGUCCAGUCAACACUCGACGUCUAGCCAACACUCACCGCCCCGUCAUGUGUCCUCCUCGUUGGGAGCGUCAUCGUGCGGCAGUCAUUAUAUGCAUAUGAUUAGUGCGGCUGGUACACAGCAGUCGUCAUCGCCGGGUCUGGGAGGAGCUGGAUCAAAUCAUGUAACACAUGCAACGCCUAGAAGGCGUACGAUUAGUUCCACAAGUAAUGGGGCUGGUACCCGUGAAGUUCAUAAUAAAUUAGAAAAGAAUCGUCGUGCCCAUUUAAAGGAAUGCUAUGAAGCAUUAAAAAAUCAAUUAUCAUUGAAAGAUGAAGAUCGCCGAAAAACCUCCAAUUUAGCUAUAUUGGGAGAAGCUUUUAAAUGUGUCCAAUCUUUCCAAAAACGUAAUCAAGAACUGGAAGCUGAGUGGGAACAUUUAGCAAAUGAUAAAAUCAAUUUACAAAAACGUAUUGUUAGCUUAAAGCGUGAACUUGGUCCAAAGUAUGAACAAAUAUUUUCGGGUAUAUUUCCUGAUAUCGAAAUUGGUAGCAUUCCAAGUGAGAGAGAAACAAAUGAUACACAUUCACUCUCAUCUGGACGUGGCAGUACAUUGUACAGUUCAUCUAGUUCGCUAUCAAGUGGCGGCAGUAAUGGCAGCAGCAGCAGCAGUGGUGGCAGUGGCAGCAAUACAAUGUCAUCACCAGUUGGUGCUGGUUUACAAACUGCUAUGCCCACAACACUAUCGCCUGUGAUAAACAAAAUCAACAACAACAACAGCAGCAGCAACAUCAACAACAACAACAAUAUAAAUUCUACAUCACCAAUAUCAAUUAAUAGCAACAACAACAGCAACAAUGUUGUCAUGCAACUACAAGUACAACAGCGUCAAAAAAAUACCACCACCAUACAAGCUGUAGCAAUUCCUAAUCAGGGUGGAGGCGGAGGUGGUGGCAUUAGCAGUCCACCAGCUGGUAGUCCUACGGCUCUUGUUACAUUUGGUAGCAGUCUACCAUUGUCAUUGACAGCCAAAAAUAUAUCAGCUACUGCUGUUACCCGUGGCUCACCCACACCCUCGACACCCUCACCGUCGCCGUCCUCUUCGAGUGGUGUCUCCUCGUCAUCAUCAUUGAUCUCGUCAUCACCUCCCAUUAAUGGGGUGAUUAGUAAUGGUCGCAAUGUGACCGUUAACAUUCCUAAUGGUUUGAAAUUGCAAGCAGCAGCUGCUGCUGUAGCCGGUGCUGGUAUAAAUGGUGGCGGCGUCGGUGUCGGCGGUCUUAUGGCCGGUGGAAUUGGUAGUGCUACAACAGCCACAGCUGCUGCAACCAUAUUGGCUACUACAGCACCCGCACAAGGAGUUAAUAAUACAAAUAAUGCAGUUUUGGGAAAUCAACAACAACAACAACAUAAUGGCCGCAAGAAAAGUUUAACCUUAACGAACACCAACAACAAUAACAACAAUAAUAUGGUGGAAUCGAAAAAUAAUCACCAUCAUCAUCAUCCACAGCAGCAGCAACACCAGCAGCAUGCUAGUGAAGAUGGUGAACAGCCGGCAAAAUUUUUAAAAGUAUUCAAUACAACAAGCACAGCAACAAAUGGCCAUCAUCAGCAUCAUCAUCAACAACAACAGCAACAUGAAGUUAAAAAUCAUGGACAAAAAUUUCUAUUAACCAGCAAUGGUGGAAUUUUACAAGGUGGAGGAGGAGUUGGAGUAGGAGGUGGUGGUCUUAACAAUAAUAUGGGUGGUUCUAUUGCAAAUAAAUCAGUUACUAAUGGUUCUUCUUCGAUGGCCUCCACAAUAGCAUCGUCCACAAAUGAAUUGUGCCGUCUGCCAGGUGGUGCUGAAUUAAAUAUUUUACCCUCAAAUGGUUUAAAAGUCGCCUCAGGUGUUAAUGGGCCCGUGGCUACAGCAUUUUAUCAUGCCAAUGGCAAAAUCACUUUUGUUAAUGGGCCGCCGCCAACUACGCAUCAACAUCUACAUCAGCCGCAGCAGCAGCUACAGCAUCAGUAUCACCAUCAUUCACUACAACACCCACCGUCGCCUUUGCCAAACUCUACCACUAUCACUAGUAAUGGAACAACAACUCUAACUAAUGGGAUUUUGCUUAAAGAUGCCACCAGUGUUACGCCACUGUUAGUAUCGGCUGCAUCAUCAACCUCAACAACGUCUAGUGUUAAUGGUUUGCAUUUUGCUGGCAAUUUUGCCCAAUUAUUAGCUGCUGCUAAUACAACGGCUACAACAUGUACCACUAAUAGCAACAAUGGUUUGUUGGCAAAUGCCACAGCAGCAGCUACUACUGCCUCAAUUGUGCCAAUGGCAACAAAUUUUCAAAAUAUUGUGGAAUCGAAAACAAAAAAUAAUAACAAGUCCUCUAUUGUUACUUGGCGUUCUGGAGCUGCUACUACUAAUUAAACUCAAAACAUGGCAAUGAAAUAUGGAAAAUGGUUGUAACAAAUACAAAAUCAAGGCCUUUAUAAAUAUAUGUAUAUUUAGCUUGACAAUAAUUAGUCAAAGCUAUAAUAACAACUAAAAAGCCUCAGAGAAAAACUAUACUCGUUUGUGUGCAAAAGCAAAGACGUCAGCAGCAGCAGCAGAUGUAGGAAACAAAGAGUAACGACAUCAAGUCGUACAUACUACAACAACACUAUCUAAAACAACAACAACAAACAAGAUUGAUAAAGAAAAUUAAACAAAUUAACAAAAAAUGAAAAUGCUCCCACCUUUGUCAAAUAAACAUGACACAAAUCACACAAAAAAAAACAAACAAACCAACAAACAAAAAAGAGAACAAACUGCAACGAUUAAACUCUAUAUUUAAUUUAAGGUUAAAUUUAAAACAAACAAACAAAAAAAAUCAAACAUCAUUUUACAACAACACCCACACUGUUCCCGGAUUUAGACAGUCAAACAUUUUCAAAAAAUUUACAUACAACAACACAGUUUUCCUUUCUUUAGGCAACGAUUGAGAUAACCAGUUUAACACAGAAGCGCUACAAUUAUUGAUGAAUGAUUAAUUCUUUGUUUUUUUUUAUAGAGCAAGACAAAAGUAAAUUUAAACAAAAAUAAAUUAAUAAACACUAAACAGUUCCGCCCAUCAUUAGCAUCAACGAUUUUGCAAAACACAAAAGAAACAAACAAAGAAAAUUUUACAAAAAGAAAAAUUUAAAGAGGAGAAUAUUAUAAAAAUAAACUAACUGAAAAUUCUUUAAAAAUACAUAUAAUAAUUUUGUCAUAGAUUUAUACACACACAUACACAUAGAAUGUUUAUAUCAUGAAAUGAAAAUCCCGAGCCACCAAAAUCCAUAUACUACUAAUGAUCUUUUUUUGUUACAGUAUGUUGUCGUAUUGAACUUUUAACACAGCCCCACUCUCCCCAAUAUAUUUCCAACUUGUUUAGUGUUUCAAUUUGAGCUCUAUUUAUACAAUUUCAAGAUUUACUAAGUUUUUAAAAUUAAAUUAGUACAUAAUUCGUAAUUAGAUUCGAAAUAUUCAGAAAAUUAUUUUGAAGAAAAGCUUCGAAUUGAUUAAUUUUAAUUUAAUCUUAAAAAUGUCAGCCAUUCAUUCCAUAAAUCCAUUCACAAAUAUACGCUCAUGUUCUGGAAAACGCGAUUUGUUAUUUUUCAAACCGUAAUCGGUUUGAAAAAGGCAAAACACAUUUCACCAUUUUCUGAAAAUCACGCGAUUUGUUAUUAGUUUCAGUAUACACUAGCGGUUUGAAAACGCCAAAUUUUUAGCGUUUUCGUUUGUCAGAACACCUGUUUGGCGUUUUCAAAUCGAAAACGCAAAUUUCAAGCGAUAUACGCUUUUCAGAAUUGGGCAAUAAUUAUUUUAUGAAUACAUUCAUCUUUGCAUUAAAUUACAAUGAAAUUAAUUCAUUAUAGGAUUCAUUCAUCUAUUAAAUGAUUAAAUUAUUUAAAUUCAAAUCUAAUACAAAUUUUUAUUUCAUUCAAUUUGUUUUGUUAUUAAUCAUUUACUAUAUGAAUUGAGAAACGGACUUAAGCCUUUUUGUAAUAGAUUUGAAUCGAAGACAAAUUUAAUCAUUCAAUAGAUUUUAUGAAGUCAUGUCUUUUUAUUAAAGAUAAAUUGAAAUUAAUUCUAUAAUGAAUAAAUUCUUAAUGGAAUGAAUUCAAUUUGUUUGAAAAACUAAGAAAUUAAGACAACGAAUUAAUUCAUGCUGAAUGGUUUAAUGGAAUUAUUAAGAGGAUACAUUUAAUUUGAUUGUAUUAAGAAGAACUUUUUUAUGUUCAAACAUUUCAUUUGACGCAGUAUUAAAUUACGCAGCUAUAAUACGAAAAUUGUUUGAAUUUGUUAACAUUAAACAUUUUUCAAAAUUGUACCGGUAUUUUGUGAUAAAGUUCUGUUGUGUAUUUUCGAAUCGAAUCUGAAAAAACUUUGUUGUAACAGUAUUUUAUUAAGACAAAAAUUAAUUUAACCUGAACUUUAUCUCAGGGUGUGUGAGAGACAGUUCAAUUUUUUAUCUGGCGAUUUCUUUUCCAGCUAAAAUCGAUUUUUUUCUGGCCUCUUUUUUAUUACGUUUUGUGUUAUUUUCUGGCGAUGUUAAAGACCAUGUUAUUUUCUAAAAAGAAUUGAAUAAUUUGAUUGAAUUUAAUGAGAAUGUUGCAGUUUUCGUUUCUGAAAAAAAUUUUAUCUUUUUACCAUUUGGCAUUUGAUUUCACGCUCCUUUUAUUAUUUAAUGAAUAAGAUCGAAUCGAAGAUGAACUUUUUGAACAACCAGCUAAAAUGGAAGUAGUUUAAAUUGAAUGAUAUAGUCAUGACAUAUAUGAUUCACUUAAACUUUGUCAUUAAUUGAGCUACUUCUUCAUCAUUUAAAUUUUGUUGCUGCCUGUUUGUUUGUACUUAAGUAAACAUGACGAAUUUUCAUUUGAAUCUUUAAAACAUAAAGAAUUAUUUGAAAGAAUACAAAAUAUACCGGGAUUACUACUCAAUUGGAAAUGGUUUUAAUGUUUCUUGAAACGCUUGUUUGUACACUUUUUGCAAGAGGCUAGGUGAAUGAGGUAUGAACAAUCACUUAUUUAUACCCCACAAAAGGUUGAGCUGUAAGGGUGAUGGAGAUGACCCCUCAAUUCUUAAAAAAAUCAAGUGUUUAAGACGAAUUAUGAGAACUCUUAUUGAUGUGAUAAAGAGUGAACUAUUUUUUGGCAUUUGCCAAGUUAGAUUUGUGCUUAGAAAAUGGUCACUUGUUACAUGAGGCGACUUGUGAGAGCUCUCAUGGACUGGAUAAUGAUUGACCCACGUUUGUUUUUUUUUUGCCUUUCUUAUUGCUUUAAAGACAUUGCAUUUCGGCACGUUUUUACCGAAGUAAUUUGUUGGAGAUUUGGCUCAUCAUGAAAACUUUUACGGUCAGUUGACUGUUGAAAUAAAUUUUUAAUAUUUCAAUAUUACAACCAGACGCAAGCAAUUUUUUUAAGAAUUUGUCAAGAAAUCUUUUUGGUUGCCAAAUGCUCUUGCAUUUCUACUAAUUCUCACGAUACAUCUCAUGGCUAUCCUAAGGUUCCCGAACAGCAUCUGUUCUGUAAACGAUGAUCUUCACAUCACACGAUUUUGUACAUUGAAACAUUUUUGAUUACGAGUAAAUCCUGCGGAUCGGCUCAACGUUAUUGUGAAGUACGAAAAUUAUUUAAGUGAGGUUAUAUCAGACGAGGCCAUGCUAGCAAUUUAACAAAAUAGCUAUGCAAAGUUUGGCAUUAAACCAAAAUAAGAUUAAGUCGCAAAGUUACAAAAUAAAAACACUGGAAAUUAAUUAAUUUCUUUAUAAAGUCCCAAUCCAAUAAUGGUUAUGUGAAUUUCGAUCCACUUUUGGUGAAAUUUUAAAUAAUUUUUUUGGCUAUAAAAGUUCUAAUUACACAGAAUUAAUACACAGAAUUCCAUUCCGAUCGAAAGUAGAAUUAAUUCCGUUUUUUUUUAGAAAAAGUAAAACAAAAUAUUUUCCGAUUGAAACCUCUUUCAGUUUUCUAAGUGGAAUUGAUAUUAGGUUAGGUUAUAAAGGCAGCUAGUAUCAACCAGCUCACUUGGGUCCAUAAAUUGGUCCCUUUGUGUAACCCUUUGAUAUUAGUUUGUAAUAAUAAUUUCUUUACCGAAAAUUUGACUCUGGUUUAAAUAUACCAAACGUUAUCAAAUUAAAAUUGGAAAAAAGAGUUAUUAAAUCUAUUGGGAAUUAAUAAAAUGAAACGGAAUCUAAUGAAGCUAAAACAAAAUCGUUCGGAAUAAUAACUGAAAUUGAAACCAUUCCGAAUGAAGUGUGUGAUAGGCCUAAAAAUCUAGGCUGGAUCCCAUUGGUGCAGAUGAAUUUGGCUACAGUUUAAGUUUUUUUAAUUCCAAAAAAAAAAUUUACCUCAUUCUUAAAAGAGUUUAAUUUUUCUAUAAGAAAUAAACUUUUAAUAUAGAAGGAUUGUUUGUUUAAUAAUCAACGUUAGGUCCCACAAUUUAUGUAGAUUUUAAAUAAUUUUGUUAUGAAAGAUAACUAGAAUACUGUUUUUAAGUGAAAUUAUUGUUUAAUUAUUUUAAUAAUCUGUUAAUUGUUGUUUUAUUAAAAUUAUUUUCUAUAGAGUUUAUUAAAUAGAGUUCAAAAUCUUUAAGCAGUUGGAAAUUUAAAACAUUUCAAAACCAUUCUUAACAAAUAUAAAGUAAAAGCAAAAAAAUAGUUAUACGCAGCCUCAUUUUUAAUUAAAAUUUUUAAAAAUAUGUUUUUUAAAUUGAAACAUUUUCAAACAAAACCAUAUAAAACUUUAAAAUCUUUUUGAAAAUAUUUUUUUUUAAAAUCGAAAAAAUAUUCACAAAUAAAAAUUGUUGUUUUAACGCUGUUAAGUAACAGAAACCACCAAAAAAGGCAACGCUUUAUAAAAGAAAAUAAAAAUUUACUAAAUACAAAAAAAAAUAGUUAAAAUCCCCUUAAAGGACCGGAAAACUCUCCUCUUCUAACCUAAACCCCCCUCCCCACAAUUACAAAUAUGCAUACAUAUACAACAUAAUUACAAAUUAAAACUAAUUUUAGCCGAAAACAAUAAAAAAAACAAACAAACAAAUUACUAAUUUUUAUGUUAUAGAAAUAAAAAAGAAGCAAAACAAACAGAAAAGAAAAAUCAUAAAAAUAAUCAAAAAUAUAAAAAAAUAUAUUAUACUACUACUCUAUAUACAAAACAAAAAAACUCACAGUGAGAAAAUAAAAUAUUAAACAAACACGAAAAAGAAGAAAAAACACAAUGUUAAGUUAAAAAAAAUAAUAAAACAAAAACAGUUUUUAAGACAUUUUUCUACCCUGGGCCCUAAUUUUCACAAACCAUCCUAUAAAAAAACCUUCCCCCUCCUCCUCAACUCUUCUCUUAACUUUAAAAACUCCCUCCCCUUUUUCUCAACCUUAAAAAUCUAACAAAAAUCUGUGUGUAAUAAUUUAAGCAAAAUUAAACUAAAACAAAAAAAAUCCAAAAAAAAAUUAUAAAAGAAAUUCAUUCUAAAAAAAACAAAUUACAAAAAAAGUGGAAAUAUAGUCAAGUUAUAUAAAGUAUACAUAAAUAUAAAUAUAUCUUAUAAAUAUAAAUGCAAUUUGUAUAAAUUUAAUAUAAAUAUAAAUCUAAACUUAAAUAUAAAUAUUAGUUUAUAAUUAUUAAAAAACAAGCAAACAAAUAAUAAAUUGAGAAAUAAUUUAAAGUAUAAUAUAAAUAAACAAAACAAGAAAAACAAAAACAAAUAAAAUAUAUUUAAUAUACAUCUAAUGUAAUUGAAUAUACAUAAAUUAUAAUUAUUAUAAAUAAUAAUGUAUUAAUUGUAUGUUUAAAUGUGUAAAUUAAUUAAUUAAUAUUAAAAACAAAAAAAAUUUAAAAUAAAUAUUUGUAAAAAAAACAACAAA